GCUUUGUAAGUAGGAAAACCUGCAAAAUCGGCAGUGUAUCAAAUACUUGGUUCUACCCACUGUACAUAUUUGCCUCAAUUUCAGAACCCAUGGGUAGAUUUACAGAUUUAUGUUUAGGGAAAAAUGUUGCCUUUUACGGGCAAAUGAAGAAAGGUGGUUUGAUUCAUUGUGAAAGCUGACACAUUCAGAUCAUCAAUGGUAACGUUGGAAGUAAUGUAGCCUACAAAAUAAUUAUAAUAUGUAGAAUAGUAUACAGCAGUAUCAUAUAAUAAAUAUUUCCUAAUUGCCCGCAUUGAUCAUUGAACUGUUUGAUGGCAAGUACAAAGUCUUGCGGCAUGCAUAAAGUUCAAAGAAACAGUUUGAAGUCCAUAAUUAUUUAUUUUUACUACAAUUUGUAUUUGGCCUUCAUUAAAUAGUAUCCACUAUUAUUUGACCCUCCGCCACAACCACAAGGACUCCCUUACAGUGGAAAGAAAUAAAGGAGUUAAAUAUAUGUGGUUAUGGUCGCUACCCACAGUUGCUUAUAAUAUUUAACAUAGGCUAUUCAUUUUAUCCCUGCAAGUUAUAAGGCCAUACAAUUAAUAUUCUGCAUAAUGGCACAGCAUUUCAUACUUCACUGUGGGAAAGGGCAUAAAUAGGCCUACCUGUCAUGUUUAUAUGUUUUUCAGAUUCCUUCCAUUCAUCUGCAGCGAUCAUAAGGAGCAUGAGUUGCCAGAGGCCGUCGUUCAGGAGGAUGAAGACGACGUGGAGGAACUCAGGAACAGUCUGCGGGAGGUGGUCCAGGACCAGUCUGUGAAGCCCAAGCUGCAGUGUCUGAUGGUGGACCCGUCCUUCUCCAUGGUGACUGUUCAGAGUGAGGACAGCGGCAUAGUCUGGGAAACGGCCUCCAGCCGAUGCUCCACCCCCUGGGCGUCGGAGGCCAGCUACAGCUCUGACACCUACAGUUUGGAUGGCUCUGCUACCGGUGGUGGAGGUGCACAGGGCAAAAUUACCAUUGUCUUCGAUGAGGACAAGAUAGUUCGGAGGAGGAAGAGGAUGAGAGGAAAGGCCAGGCUGGGGGAGAGGCUAAGGAGACCCGGGAGCUCCAGGUCUGGCUCGACACUGGGGGUGGAGAGGCCUGAGAUGGCUGAGGUGUCUGUGCCAAACAUCCGUGUGGAGAGUGUAGAGUCAGACACAGAGUCAGGGGAAGUGAAAGACAAAGAGCAGGAGCUGUUUAGUCUGAUUUCAGAGGGUUAUGAGAUCCUCAACAUCAAAGUCCCGUCCAAACUGCCCACAGUGGACGAGGAGGAGAGCACUGAGCUGCAGGAUAACCUGUCCUACUUGGAGGAGACACCCAGGAUCAGGUCCAAAUCCAGGCGGGGCUCUGAGGCCUUACCUGCCCAGGACUACCCAGAAAUGAAGGAGGUACAGGAGGGCACAGAAGGAGAAGAAGUAGGAGAGUCUAAGCCCUCAGAACCCACAGAGCAACAGGGGCCUCACAGCCACAGGGACGGCACCAGCGACAUGGACUACUUUGAGGCAUUUACCCUCCUGGAUGAGGUGGUUCCUGGGCAGCAGGUUCCAGAGCCAGUGGGAGACGAGACACCCACGAAGCCCCAACGAGAGGAGACUAAUCUGGGGCAGAUGACAGCCACAGACAGCCUCUCUGCAGCUCCGGACGAUGACUUUGUGUUUGUCACAGACAUGGAGAUUGCCAGCGAGCGUUUGGAUGAGGUGUUCUACGGGAACAAACACCACGCACCCCCAGAGGACCUGAUGAAAAGGGGAGAAGAGGAUGAAGAGGAGGGAGGGAAGGAAGGAAGAAGGGAGAGUCUGAGGUCUCUGAAGGAAAGUGGGUCAGCGCUGUUCGGCAGAGAGGAGAGCAUCCUCACCCCCAUCUUCCUCUCCCCAGGACCCCCUAAGAUCAUUGAUCCCAUCCUGCUAGAGGAACCCACAGCCAUGUCCUUCCUCUACUCCGACCUGUACGAGGACGCCAUGGGGGAGAGGAGGAGGAGCGACGAGGAAGGCUCAGAGGCAGAAAGCGUGGGGUCGGACAGAUCGUUCCAGAGGCGACUGUCUGAUUCAGAGGAAACAGACGGAUACCUGGAGAAGUUUAUCCUGAAAGACGAGACUCCCAAUGUGGAGGACCAAUCAGAAGAAGUGGAUGGUAAAGGGGAGGGGCUAAUGAUGUGGUCGCAGAGUAAGUUUGAGCUGACCGGAUUCCUAACGAGAGUGGUGGAAGAAGAAGAGGAGGAGAAGGAGGAGUGUAAGAAUGAGGAGAUCAAAGCUGCAGAGAUGAAUGGGUACCUGCAACCAGCAGGAUAUAAAGAGAUGGAGGAAUCAACAGAGAUGGAAGAAUCAACAGAGAAAUCUUUGCUGCACAUCAAGGAAACUGGUCCAGAAAAAGACUCUGAGUCUGUAAAUACAGACAGCAAAGUGUCUCAAGUUGAGAAGGACCAUCUAGUCCCAGGAAAGAAACCUGAGAAGGUUGAUGUGGUAGAGGAAGCUAAAAGUGAGACAACACCUGAGGCACAUGAGUCCGAGGUUGACAGCCAGGAGGAGGUAGUGUCAGAUAAAGUAUCCCAUGAAACAGAGCUACUAGCUCAGGCAGAGGAGGUGAAAAAACAAGACAAAGUAGAAGUGUCUAGAGUGGCAAAACCAGUUGUAAUUCAGGAGCCUGUGGUUGUACAGGUGAAUCAGGUGUCAACUGAAAGUAAAACAGAGACUGUAAUUAAAGCAUCUGAACCUGUAAGAGCAGAGGAUGCUAUUAAAGAUCCAACUGAGGCCAUAGCAGGAGCACUGGAGCUACACAGGGUCUCUCAAAAGGCAGUUACUGAUUUAUCAGUAGUUGUUGUGAAAGUAUCAGAUGAUACUAAAAUGGCAUCUGAAAUUGCAGCUGAAGCAAUCAAUAGAAUGGAAAUGCUAGCUGAAGCACACAAAGUUGAAAAAGUAGAGAAUAGAUCUGAGGAGCCUGUGAGUGUAGCGGAGGAGUCCUUCACACACAAUCCUGAAGCCAAAGUAGUUCCAACUGCCCCUCCUGCAGAAGCUGCGGAGCGAUGGGCGUCACUUCUUGCCCCUGCUGAGGGAGAUAAGGGACAGGAGAAAGAGCCAAUGAAGAAGCAGGACUUGGAAGGUGAGGACGAGUGGGUGUUCACUCCCCUCAGGAGCUUUGCUCCUCAGGAAGACCUCUCUGAGCUGCACAGAGAAACUGUCGUUUCAGAGAUGGAGCUGCACAGGGAGACUGCAGAAGAGCUGGAGUAUGAGAUAAUCUCGCAGCAGGAGGCAAGAGAAAUGAUGGUGUCUGAGACAGAGAGAAAACAGCUCUGCCCAGGCCCUAACUCUAAUCUAGAGAGAGAGAGGGAGCUGGAGAAAGAAAAGGAGAGAGAGAUGGAGUUGGAGAGGGAGAGAAAGAAGCAGAGGCUCAAGGAGGAGGAGAGACAGGAGAGGGAGGAGUGGGAGAGAGAGGAGAGGGGGAAACAUGAGAAGGAGAGACAGAUGGGGUUGGAGAAGGAAAGAGAAAGGGAGAGGCUAAGGCUGAAGGAGGCAAAGGAGAGACAGGAGAAGGAGAACAAGGAGGAGAAGGAGAGACAGAUGGAGUUGGAGCGGGAAAGAGAAAAUGAGAGACUGAGGCGGAAGGAGAGGGAGGAGAAGGAGAGACAGGAGAGGGAAAGACAGAUGGAGUUGGAGAGGGAGAGAGAAAGGGAGAUGCAUAGGCUGAAGGAGGAGAGCGAGGAGAAGGAGAGACAGGUGGAGAGGGAGAGAGAAAAGGACAGGCAGAGGCUGAAGGAAGAGAAAGAGAGACAGGAGAGGGAGAGACAGAUGGAAAGGGAGCGAGAAAAGGACAGGCAGAGACUGAAGGAAGAGAAAGCGAGACAGGAGAGGGCAGAGAAGGAGAGACAUGAGAGGGAGGAAAAGGAGAGGGAGAGAGAGUUGUUGAGGGAGGAGGAGAGACAGGAGAGGGAGGAGAGGGAGCAGAAGGAGAGACAGGAGAGAGAGAGGGAGAGAGAAAGAGACAAUCAGAGGCUGAAGGAGAAGGAGCGACAGGAGAGGAAGAGUGAGAUGGAGUUGGUAUUGGAGGGAGAAAAGCAGAAGGAAAGGGUGAGAGAAAACCUGUUGGUGGAUAUGGAGAGGCAGAAGGAGCGAGAGAUGGAGGAGAGGGUAAGAGAAGAGAGAGGGCUGGAUCUCCCCGCUUACGAGGAGCCCAUUGAGGCUGAUUAUGAGAUAUUCGAUGCGGAGGAGGAGAGCCAGGCCAGAGCAGCUGCUGCCCUACAGGGGAUGGAUUGCUUCUGUCUGGGCUGUGGUUGUCUGCUCUCUGAGACUGACAGACUGUCUGGAGGACACCAGGAUCAUGAGGUCACCAGCGUGGAGACAGCCUACGAAGACAUCAGGGAGAGGCUGAGUGAGUGGAUCUCAGAACUGCAGGAGAGAUCAGAGAACAUUGAGGAUCUGGUGUCAGAACUAGAGCUGGGAUACAACACUGUAGAGGACCAUUGCAGGGACAGUGAAGAGGUAAUGGAGGCUCAGAAUGAGGAGAUGAUGGCUCUGGUGAUGGAGCAGUACAACACCAUGUCUCUGAGCAUGGAGGAGGAAAAGAAGGCAAAGCUGGAGCAGCUUUACGACCAGAUCGUCUCCUUCCAGGAGAGUAUAGACCAGACCAAGGUCACACUGGACACCACCGCUAGAGAGGCAGAUAUAGACCCAGACACACAGACAUCCAAAGACAUCUAUAUGAGGUUAACUGAAGCACUACAGUCAGCCAUGUCUUUGGAGCUGGGUCCUCGGGGACUACUAGUGUUUGAAGACUACGCCAAGGGCAAUGCAGCAAAUACACACACACGACGCAAGGGAAUCCCAGUUCCUCAAAAGCCGUCUCUGCAGCCUCAGGAGUGUGCUUCAGCCAGCAGCACCAGUGUGACUGUUUACUGGAGGGUCAACCCUGGAGACAUCAUAGACUGCUUCCAGGUCUACUGUAUGGAAGACCCACAAGGAGCGGUGUCGGAUGAGUACCGUGUGACAGUGAAGGAGAGUUACUGUGUUCUAGAGGAGCUGGAGCCUGACAAGGUGUAUAAAGUGUGGGUGAUGGCUGUCAACUAUACCGGCUGCUCUCUGCCCAGUGAGAGACUACCCUUCAGAACUGCCCCAUCGGUGCCAGUGAUUGAUACGGGGCGGUGUACGAUACUGUGGGACUCGGCCACGUUACGUUGGAAUGUGGACAACCAAACACCCAUGCAGAGUUACACCCUGGAGUACUGCAGACAGUACGCCCUUGAGGGAGAAGGGCUUAGGUCUAUCUCAGGUAUCCAGGGCAGACAACAGAGGGUACUACUGCAUCCCAAUGAGAACUACCUGUUCUACAUCAAAGCUGUCAACAAGGCUGGAGCCAGCGAACAGAGCGAAGCUGCUCUCAUAUCUACCAGGGGAACUAGGUUCCACCUGUUGAAGGCUUCGGCUCACCCUGUCCUGAAACUGUCUGAGGACCAGACCACCCUGUACUACCCCCAGGACACAUACACAGAGAGAGGGGAUGUGGUUAACGAAUGUCCAUCUGUCCUGGGUGAGUUGUUACCCAUGAGGGGGCAUCACUACUGGGAGACCGAUGUGACCAGAAGUUCUGCAUACCGGGUGGGAGUGGCAUAUGAGACAGCCAAUAGGGACAGUCUACUGGGGGAGAACAACACUUCCUGGUGUCUGCAUUGUGUCCCUACACCCUACAGUUGUCGGUUUGAGCUGCUCCACGGCAGUGUUCAGUCAGAUGUGUUCGUGGGGGAGGUGCCCUCUCAUAUUGGCACACUGCUAGACUACAAGCAAGGCCGUCUGUCCUUCUAUAACACCCAGCGCGGCCAGCUGCUCGGGACCCUCGCCCACUGCUUCACCCAGCCAUGCCACCCUGUCCUGGGCAUGGAGCAGCCAGGCAGCCUGAAAGUCAGCAUGGCCCUGGAGGUGGCCGACUUCGCCAAGCAUAGCUAGCCAAGCACCAGAACAUCCCUAUGCAAGAUAUGUGAUCAUAAGUACCCAUGGAUUUAAUAGAAAUCAAAUUUUAUAAAGCUAGAACAGUGAUAGCUACACUUUUAAUGGAAUAAAUAGCCAAUCUCUCUGGACUCUCCCCGAUGAGGGUGGUGGCUAUAGCUGUAUCAGGACAUUCGCUGACUCAGUGAUGAAAGAGACAGGAGUGAGAGGAAGAACUGUAGUUGCUUCAGUAGUAUAGAUUUGAAAGAAAGUGCAAAUCUUGAAGGUAAUGGGAAAAAUAUUUUAUAAAUAGGAAAAACAAUCAGAGCAAUAGUCAAUAUCUAUCGCUCAAUUAUUGCUGUUUUAUUUCUCUUGUGAAUUUGACAGGGUGUGUUCUUGUUGAGGUGAAAUGUUUAAUAUCUGAGAUUAGUAUUAAUUCAUCUUUUGGCUAUAUUUUUUAACAUGUUUUGUCAAUUGUCUUGUGUGCUUUAAUUUCUCCAGUAUCUCCUUCUCUCUUUUCUCAGCAAUCUUACUCAUCUCUCCUAGAGCCUUUAGUAGGUACAGUAGGCACACAGCCAAGAUGCACAUUAAACUGUAUGUAACUACCAGGGUAUUGAACCCAGGUAGUCUGUGUGACUCAAUACUGUGUUAGCCCACUGAGCUACUUGCAAGGCAAGUUCAUUACCUGGAGAUUGUGUGGAUAAAGAUACUAGUAACUAUUUUGUUUAAAACCAUAGCACUACUUGUGUUUCAUGUUGUGAAUACUGGUGUAUAAAUAACCUUGUAAACAGAUAUGUUUGAAUCUCUUCUGUGUGUUUGUUUGGAAUCAUUUCUGAAUGAUGAUGAAUUCAAGUUUCUCUUUGUUGAAUGUCUUCAUGUUAGAGUCUGAUGGAGAGAUGGCUAUUUUUGUAUUUGAGACAGCACUGAAUAAACUCCUAAGGAGA
Molecule: messenger RNA, 6869 nt
Organism: Oncorhynchus mykiss (rainbow trout)
Lineage: Eukaryota; Metazoa; Chordata; Actinopteri; Salmoniformes; Salmonidae
Source: RefSeq, a predicted model, not a curated record